Molecule: messenger RNA, 1304 nt
Organism: Corylus avellana
Lineage: Eukaryota; Viridiplantae; Streptophyta; Magnoliopsida; Fagales; Betulaceae
Source: RefSeq, a predicted model, not a curated record
AGAGCGCGUUGUCUUCAAAGAAAGCGGGCCAAGUGAGCAGACAAAGGAGAGCUUUUAAAGCCACCGCAGGUAACGCGUUCGAAAGUCAAACACUCUUCACCUUAAUACGCUCUUGUCUUCCCCUUCUCUUCCAAUCUUCUCUCUGAAAACAUCCGACGAAAGCACACCAUGACUGGCAGAGAAAUCCUCCACAAGAUGAAAUUCUUGAAUGCACUUUAGCUUGUGAGCUUUUUUAGCUUAUGAUGGCAGUGUUUGAAUGAAUGUUUUGAUGUGCAUCAGUAGUACAAUAAGGCAUGGAUCUAAGUUGAAGGCUUUUGGUUCAUCUGACACUGGAAAAGGCAAAAGCAAAAUGUCAAAGCACAUCUCACAUGGCUUCCACAUGGUAAAGGGAAAAUCGAAUCAUGACAUGGAAGAUUAUGUAGUUUCUGAAUUCAGGCAACUUAGUGACAAGGAGUUGGGCUUAUUUGCAAUAUUUGAUGGCCAUUUAGGUCACGAUGUUGCAAGCUACUUGCAAGGCCACCUGUUUAACAAUAUCUUAAAACAGGAUGACUUCUGGACUGAAACAGAGAAUGCUUUGAGGAGAGCUUAUCGUCUGACAGAUGAUGAGAUAUUGGAGAAAGCAUUAGUAUUGGGAAGGGGAGGUUCAACUGCCGUAACUGCAAUACUGAUCAAUGGUGAAAAGCUGGUGGUAGCAAAUGUAGGAGACUCUCGGGCCGUUAUAUGUAAGAAUGGUGUAGCCAAACAACUCUCAGUUGAUCAUGAGCCAAGCAGGGAGAAAAGGUUGAUUGAGAGCCGUGGUGGUUUUGUGUCAAACCUUCCCGGGGACGUCCCUCGUGUCGACGGGCAGCUUGCUGUAGCAAGGGCAUUUGGUGAUAAAAGCUUAAAGUUACACCUUAGUUCAGAACCUGAUGUGACAAUUGAGAUGAUAAGUCAGGAUACAGAAUCCAUUAUUUUAGCAAGUGAUGGAAUAUGGAAGGUGUUGUCAAACGAAGAAGCGGUAAAUUGUAUUAAAAACAUUAAGGAUGCUCAGUCAGCAGCAAAGCACUUGAUAGAGGAGGCUGUUUCUAGGAAAAGUAAGGAUGACAUAUCCUGCAUAGUUGUGAAGUUCCAAUGAUAUAUAUUCUUUGCAUAAGCUGCCUCAUGGAUUUCUUUAAAUGGUGGUCCAAAACUGGGUCAUAUGUGUGUGUAUAUGAGACAUAUAUUUGUUUCUUUUAUUACCUGCAAAGAUUGUUGUUUUCUUCUAUAACAGUCAUAUGUACAAGUAAUCACUUACCAUUAUUAUUAUUAUUUAUUUCAUUAAAGCA